GGUGGUCGUGGUUGUCGCGGUGGUCGUGGUGGUCGCGGUGGUCGAGGUGAUCGCGGUAGUUGGGGUGGUCGCGGUAGUCGUGGUGGUCGUGGUGGUUGCGGUGGUCGGGGUGGUCGGCGUGGUCGAGGUGGUCGCGGUAGUCGGGGUGGUCACGGUGGUCGCGGUGGUCACGGUGGUCAAGGUGGUGGUCAUUGUGGUCUAGGCAAUUUCUAUUGUGCAUAGCUUCCUAUCACCUUGGUAUAAUCAGAGAGGACAGAACAGGCGUGGCAGCUGCGGUCCCGCAGCUCCAUGGGUUUCCAAGAAAUAUGACACUGCCAUAGCUGCUCUCAAAAGUGUUAAAAGCCAAACAGCUAACCUCGAUAAAAAAUACACGACGAUUACAAAUUCGCUUGAAGAGAAACUCGGUGAGCUGGCGGGAACAAUCGACAAACAAGAUCAGUCACUGUAUCGAGUCGAAUGCGCUCUUCAUGAAACUCAACAGUAUCUAAGGAGAGAUUGUUUAGAAAUCAAUGGCCUACCGAUCUCAUCGUAUGCAAACCCUAAUCAACUUGUGAAACAAGUUGGCUCGCUUGCUGGUGUUGAAAUUGAUGAUCGACAUAUUGCCGCCGCGCAUAAGCUCCCAGACUCAAAGAAUGUGAAAAAUCGUCUUAUUGUGAAAUUUAUUCAGCGAGAUAAGAAGGAGGAACUAUACAAGAAUCGGAAGAACCUGGUAGGGAAGAACAUCAGUCACUGCCUUCGAUUGAAGAUGGAAAUGGAAAGAUUUUUAUUAACGAAUCCUUGACUAGUUAUCGUAAAAGGCUCUUUGGUCGCAUAAGGGAGUACAAGAGAAAGAACAAUGCAAAAUAUAUCUGUGGACGAGCAACGCAAUAUUAUGCUGAAAGUAAAUGAUACGUUCCCCACACAAGCCUUUACGACGCACGAAGAAUUUGAGGAUUAUCUCGACCACAUAAGCAAUUGUUGAAUGACCUAAUACUAUUUGUAUUUUUAAUUUGUUAAACUUUUAGGAAUUAGACAUGUCAUUACAAAAUCUUGCCGUCGUGAAUACACUGCAGGUAUUUCCCUUCUAUGAUCUUGAUGACAGGGGAAUUUAGCUUUGUGAUUGGUAAUUGGACUGAACAAUUUGAUGAAUUAAUAACAUCUGAUCUCUAUAACCUUCUAUCUAAUCCAGAUAAAAAUGAUGAAGCUGACCCUGAUUCAAGUACUAUUUCAAAGGCGAGUGCAGGCCGAGUGGUUUUAUUGUUUUGAGCGUUUGGAGACCUUAUGAAACCCUCGCACUCGUUUUUGAAAUGACUUCUCCGAAGAAACAAUACUAAAUUAUGCAGUGUUGUAUUUUUCCCACUUUUCUUUACAAUGCGUUGUAUGUGUGAUUUGUUUUUUUCAGUCGGCAUUCAUUGUAUUUGUGAGUUUUUCUUUUUUUAAUUAUCCAAUAGUUUCGAGUUGCACCAAAUUUGUAUUCCAAAAGCGUUAUGAACUUGAAGUGAUUUACAUAUUGUUUUUGCGAUGGCCGAAGGAAGGUUUCGCUUCCCGAAAACAAUAGAGAAAGAAGAACUUUGCGUAGAGAGAGAAGUACCGAAUUCUACCAGAUAUAAAAAUAAGUGGGCAGUAGGCAUUUUUGAGGAUUGGCAACGAGUGCGAAGUGUAAAGUUUCCAAUAGUCGAAGUUGGUGGAGUUUUUACAGAGAAUAAAUUGGACAAAGUUCAGCCGCUUACUCGGCCCAUAACAGAGAUGGACGCAUUGACGCUCAACUAUUGGUUAUCCAAAUUAGUUCAAGAGGUGGCAAAGUGUUCCAAAGAUUCAUACCCUCCGAAAAUACGUUGUACCAGAUUGUCUGCGGUAUUUGCCGAUUCAUGGUGGAAAGAACCCAGCCAUCGAGUUCAAUCCCUUGGACUCUUCAGACAA
This is a messenger RNA of Porites lobata, 1899 nucleotides long. The record is from the annotation of a GenBank genome assembly. Lineage: Eukaryota; Metazoa; Cnidaria; Anthozoa; Scleractinia; Poritidae.